GCCCCUAUCACAUGGCUUCAUUAAAUAUCUACAAUUAUAACAUUUCGAAUUUAUUUUAUUUUUUUAUUUUAAAUUAAACAUUUAACAAUAGUAUCCAUACAACAACAACAACAAAAAUCUGGAAUAAGAUGUCUGUGGUUUGAGCUGGGUAUCAUGACGUCAUCGGCAUGGCUGCCCCCACCCGACAGAGAGUGAGCAGCUGAUCGUAUCGCACAAAGCACGAGUCACAGGAAAACAUCAGGAAGAUUACGCUUCUCACCCAGAAUCAAGCGUGAAAUCCCGGCUAAAGGGGUCUAAUCUGACGUGUGCGAAAAGCAAGAGGUGGACGAUGUUUGAGUGUGUGCCAGAAAAGUUUUGACAGAUUUAGCUCCUCCCCUCCCAUCUCUAAAGACCCCAACUCUAUUAAAAGUUUUAAGUCGCACACUCAUUCCACAAUCACGCAGAUGGAUCCCGUAUUAGUCGAAUCUGCAGUGGUGUUCGGAAUAGUGAUUUCCGUCCAUGUGGCAGUUUGGAAUCCGUUGUCCUGGUGCUGUAUUGCUCUGGCCAUCCAGGCCUUCUACGUGCAGCACAAAUGGGACCGCCUCCUUCGGACCGGGGCCGCCGUAUUCCAGUUCCGUCCCUCGGCAAACAGCGGUGUCUUACCGGCCAGCAUGGUGCUGCCACUACUGGGUCUCGCCUUGAGGGGGCGUUGCAUCGCUGUUGGGAACGUCUACUUUGAACGCUUCGCCAUGGUGAUAACGGUAAUCGGUAUGAUGUUGGCUAUGUUCCUAUCACUUAUAGUGCUGGGCAUCACACGCCCGGUGCCCACGAACACCUGCGUCAUAGCCGGCAUCGUGGGCAGCGCCAUCCUGUACACGGUGAAGCAAACCCUGACGGUGUCGGAGGUGAUUGAAGUCUUGGAGGUGUUGUUGAUAUUCGUGUACCUCAGUUUGAUCCUGUUGUACCUGCUUCCACGCUGCUUCACGCCUGGCGAAGCGCUCCUCAUCCUUGGCGGGAUUAGUUUAAUUUUUAACCAGCUUAUCAAGCGAUCUUUAGCAUCGGCUGGGAAUGCAAAUGGCGACCCGCUUCCGUUCUUCCUCCCGGUUGCAGUGUUGGGCUUUGUGCUGUUGGGAAUCUUCUUCGCUGUGCUUUUCAUAUUCAUGGAAUCGGAAACAUGGGCAGCUUCUCUGUUCUUCCACACCAUGACGGCCGUUUUAGGGUUGGGUUUAUUGGUGCCCUGGUUGUCCCUGCUCACCCAUCAUCACCCCGUUACCUGGUUGCUACAUUUCCUCACCCAGAGCAACACCCGACUCUGGCUUAUGGCAUUCUGGGCUGCCCUGGUGCUGUUGGCAGUUGCUGUUGUGAUGCAUCAAAACAGCCAUCGCUCAAGCGGAAGUAAGAAACACCAGGCGUCAACGAUAGUGCGGAAAUAUUUCCACCUCCUCACCGUGUUGACCUUCGCCCCUGGACUGGCUCUCGACCGUCCCCUGCUUCAUCUAGCUGCGGUCGGAUGCCUCUCAGCAUUCCUGUUCUUGGAAUUCGUUCGCUAUUUCCGAAUCAGACCUCUCGGCCCUUUGCUUCGACGACUUCUCACCUUAUUCCUGGACGAGAGAGACUCCGGACCCCUUAUCCUCACUCACAUCUACCUCCUGCUGGGCGUCGCCCUUCCUGUCUGGCUCUCACCCGGGCCCUGCAUCCCUAAAGGAGGGUUAGGGGGCGCCGGGGGGCUUGUUCCCUACGCAGGGGUGCUUGCCGUUGGGGUCGGCGACACUGUUGCAUCUGUCUUUGGAAGCACGGUUGGCGAGAUCCGCUGGCCUGGAACCAAGAAGACGUUCGAGGGCACAGCGAGCUCCGUGUUUGCUCAGAUCAUCGCCGUGGUGAUUUUCCUCAUCGCUGACAGCAGUAUAAACCUGAAUGCCAGUUAUUCAUGGGUGGUGGGAUCCAUCACGAUGGUUGCAAUGCUGGAAGCAUACACAUCACAGAUAGACAACCUACUGCUUCCUCUGUACCUCUAUAUACUCCUGCUGUUAUGAGAUCAGACAACACUUGCUCGUUUAUUUAAACACACUUAUUAUGCCAAUGCACAGGUAUUCAACUUAUUAAAGGGAUGUUUCGGGUUCAAAACAAGCUAAGUUCAAUCAACAGCAUCCAUCAUUUUAAUUAUCCCCAAAAAAUACCCCCUAGUUGAAAAGGAUUAAAGGGUUUUGUUGCGAUGACAACAAAACUGAAAUAUGACAAUGGAGUUGUAAUAAACUAUAACUUUACACAGAAAAGGUUAGUUAGUUUUAUCCCACUAAAAUCGUGUUCACACGUUUAGUGUUUACAUAUUGUGUUUAUACUUUUGUGAGUAUUUUAACGUUUACGGAUUGGCCCCAUUGUAAGUGCCUCACUGCAACCAAUAUUAUAUAUGUGUGUAUAUAUAUUUAAGGUUCAUUAUAAGAAGGAAUAUUUCAGGUUUAAUACAAGUUAAGCUCAAUCGACAGCAUUUGUGGCAUAAUGUUGAUUACCACAAAAAUAUAUUUCGUUACCCUUCCCUUUUGCAAACAUCUGGGUUACAGUGAGGCGCUUACAAUGGGGCCAAUCCAUAAACGUUAAAAUACUAUUUCAGAAGUAUAAGCACAAGAUGUAAACGAUACGUUAACAUGGUAUAUUGUGAUUACUUGCUAACCUUUUCUGUGUAAAGUUAUAGCCGAUUUUACAACUUCGUUGCCAUGAUGAUGUAACGUCAACACACCCUAAUACGCCUGUAAAAGUUAUGAUUUAACCAACUUUACGGCUCAAAUAAUACAUGAGUUUUAAAUGAAGAAUUGUGCUUUUAUAAAAUUAUUAACUUCACAUUUCUGCUUUUAAACCAUCAAAAAAUUGUCCCCCAUUCACUUCCAUUGUAAGAGCCUCACUGUAAACUUGAUUUUUGAAAAGAUAAGGAGAGACGAGUGGAAAUGUAUUUUUGUGGUAAUCAAUAUUAUGCCACAAAUAUGUCGACUGAGCUUAACUUAUAUUGAACCCAGAAUAUUCCUUUAAGUUGUUUUAAACACAAAACAUUCAGGAUAGUUUACCCAAAAAUGAAUAUUCUGUCUUUCACCCGCAUUUCAAACCCAAAUGAAUUUUUUCCGUGGACCACAAAAGGAGACGUUAGUCAGAAUGUCCACGCUGCUCGUCUCCAUACAAUGCAAGCGGAUGGUGAUUUAUACUGGCAGACUCGAUAGAGCUUAGAUAGAAAGCAAUAUGGGUAUGACACUGAGUGAGUAAAUCUAAAUCAUGACAUCAUUUGUAUUUGACUACAUUCUUUUAAUAUAUUACAUAACAAUAUCCCAUGCUUGCCCAAAAUAUAUGGAUAACAGCCUUGUUCAAAAUAUACCUUGUUUUGUCUUACAGGGAAUUAAAAGAUAAGGAAUGCAAAAUGCAAUAAUACAAUGUCAUUAGAGUGUUUGAAUGCGUUAAAAGUUAAAAGAAUGCAAAAAAUAUGUACAUGAUAAAUGGCACAAAUGUUGGAAAUGCUGAAGGAUUAAUCAUCUCUUUCUGUAUUUUUAAAGGUUUACAUUUUUUAUGCUGGUUGUCCAUAAAAUGAACAUGUUUCCGAGCGUUUAAGCUCGGAUAUCUUGAGACACUGUUAAUAUUUCAUUCUCUCAAAUCCUGCGGCUGUCACUCCAGGAUGCAUGACAGGGGUUGAGUUGCACAUAGAAAUGGAUCAUGUAAUCUGUGUGGCCCAUUGAGACAUAGCAUUUUGGUUUUAGGGGUUAAAUAGGAACCUGAUAUUUUCAUGACAGGUUUCAUGAGAUUCACAUCAAAAUAUGUCAUUUAUCUUUUCUGUGCUUUAUUAAAGCAGGUAUGCAUCAAUUGAGCCAUUGAAGAACAUGAUCUUUGUUUUUUUGCUCUAUGGAGCCGUGGGCGAAAAAUACUCGAAUAUUAUUUUUGAUGCUAUGAAUAAUAGGAUAUCUGCCUUUACAAUGCAACACUAUGGAAGCCUUAAACUGCCCGUCCUAUGUACAUUUUUUAUUUCGUCUCUUAAUUUUUUUUUUUUUAACCCUAUCUGAUUUAGUUUUCUAUCUCUCAAAAAAAAAAAGAAAAACAUUUUAGAUGGGUUUUUUUGUGAAUUAAACAUUUCUGAGGGAAAAAAUGAUAAUUUUCAGAGAAAAAAAAUUCUGAGAAAUAAAUAACAUUUUCAGAGUGUUAUUUUUUUCUCUCUCUCUCUCUCUCUCUCUAUAUAUAUAGAGAGAGAGAGAGUCUGAAAAUUUUAUUUAUUUC
Xyrauchen texanus (razorback sucker) is the source of this 4224-nucleotide messenger RNA. RefSeq names its product dolichol kinase-like. The coding region runs from base 444 to 2012 and encodes 522 amino acids. NCBI's taxonomy places the organism in Eukaryota, Metazoa, Chordata, Actinopteri, Cypriniformes, Catostomidae. Gene Ontology annotation, cellular component: endoplasmic reticulum membrane. Gene Ontology annotation, molecular function: dolichol kinase activity. The record is from RefSeq and is a predicted model, not a curated record. The transcript is spliced from 2 exons. Gene Ontology annotation, biological process: dolichyl monophosphate biosynthetic process.